This is a messenger RNA of Dicrocoelium dendriticum, 615 nucleotides long. Lineage: Eukaryota; Metazoa; Platyhelminthes; Trematoda; Plagiorchiida; Dicrocoeliidae. The record is from the annotation of a GenBank genome assembly.
AUGAACGUUGCAGAUGGGAGUGCGCGAGCAGAAUUUAUCGGCACGAUUCUAAUCCAAUUGAAACUCGAUAUCCCUAACUCUGGUAUAUGGCUGGGAAAAUUAUUGACUUUACUGAAACUCGUAAUCAGCAAGGUCGUGCUCAAAAUGAAGCUUGACGCGACAACGUCCAAACAAUAUAUCCCUAACUCUGGUAUAUGGCUGGGAAAGUUAUUGACUUUACUGAAACUCGGGACCAAUGAAACAGUGGACCUAAUCAGCAAGGUCAUACUCAAAAUGAAGCUUGACGUGACAACGUCCAAACAAUUAAUCGACAAGGUGGUGCUUGAAGCAAAGCUCGAUACUGAAAUCGCCAAAGCUUCAAUUGUCAAAAAAAUGAAAGGGAAGAAGUUCGACGCGAAAGAGAUAUCUCAGGCAAUACUUCCUUCCAUACUCAAGUCGCCUCUUGUGAUCUUCAGAGUGAUAGUGGAAAUGAAACCUAUACUCAUCCAAAUCCUAAAUAGAAUGUCGCUUGAUACCACUGGCAUGGCAAAGCUACUCAGCACGGUGAUAUUUGGAAUGAACAUCGAAUCUGGAGAAGCGGGCGAAUGUAAGUCCUUAAAAAUAUUCCACUGCUGA